Molecule: messenger RNA, 4217 nt
Organism: Physcomitrium patens
Lineage: Eukaryota; Viridiplantae; Streptophyta; Bryopsida; Funariales; Funariaceae
Source: RefSeq, a predicted model, not a curated record
CCUACCACUCUAACCACUUAAUGCAUCCAACGUCUAAUUUGAUACAUCAAGCUGUCACACUAAAAUAGUUCCUUUGUCAUAAUGUCUUUAUGACGAAGGCGAGAGCAAUAACAAAGCAAUAUUCAGGUCUGAGAUGCUCCAUGCAGGUGUAAACGAUAACGGGGAAGAAGCAAAAUACCAUAAAGAGUACUCACCCAACCUCCAGAUUCAGAUUUGGAAUGUGAAUGACUGCUUUAACAAUCGGUUUCCUUGGUGCCAGUACUCUCAGUUUCAUAGUUUAAAAUCUUAACAAACUUUGUUAGUUCGAUAAGCGUCGUUUUAAUGAAAGAUAGAAUGAACAGAAAAAUAGAUCUUUAGUGGUAGUGAAUUGAAAUAACCUCCCCCUUCAAAUCGAUUUUGAUCGGAACAAUGACCCUGAAAGCUGGACUCAACAAGGGUUUAGGGUUUAAGGGCGUUCGUUGUCUACAGCCUUAAAGUCCCAAUCUAGGAAAGAGUUUGGCGGUCGUUAGCUUUCCUCACCACGGGAUCAUUCGCCCUUGCAUUUUUCUAUUGUGAGGUUGUGGUCGGCUAGAUGACAAUGUAACGUGCAUUCAUGAAUCAAUCAACAUUGUAACCAGAUGAAGACAAACACUCCUCAUCAAAUUGACUUUGCCCUUCAUGUAUGUACGUUCUUGAAGCCUUGAACCUGUGGCGAGACUAUCGACGUGUUGCAAGCGUCUUCAAUCAACAGUGGUUUAUAUAUGGCGGAGAAUGCGCUACAAGAGGCCGCAGAGAAAGCUUUGGUGGACCUGGUGAAGGUCAGGCAAAUGGAGGUGGAGAGGCUGGAGCGAGAGCUGGAUGCACUUCGGGCCCACUACUCCUACCUCUUUAAAAGCUUCUCGGUUCCCACGUUUCCUUGCGGUCAUGAAGUCAGUGAGCCAUUUGAAAUUGCCAUCGAAAUAUAUGAUUAUCCUAACGGGAACGAUGCUUCGAAGUCUGGCAACAAUAGUCUUCCAUAUUCUAGUGAGCCAGAUAGUGGUGGGGCUCUAAUAUUCUCAAGAAUUACGAAGCAACUCGAGUCACCAUCAUCAACACACGAAUAUGUUGCUACGAUAGCAGAUGAAGCAAAUAAGAAGAAAGAAGUCGUGUUGAUAUGUCCUGCUAGACACUUGAUACCUACCCAGAUCCUAUCAUCUUCCACGUCUGGUUCUAGUUCAAAGGGGGUUAGAAACGUUAUGGACUGGGCUUACGGUGAUGAUACAGACUUAUUAGAAGACGGGGUUCGCAGGGAGAAACUGGGAGUGCAAUCUCCGAGGAAGUCAGCACCAAAUCCUACUGAAAUUUCCACAAAGACUGUUGAGAAGAAGCCCAACACUGACCGCAGUAGUAAUGACAACUAUGAUUUAUCGAAUGAAGAAUCACCUAGCGAUGAAGACGCAGCGACUGGAUCCGAAGAAUCCAGUAGUGAGUUCAAUGACAUUAAAGCUGGUUCCACAAGAUAUAUCAAGCCUGCAGACUCCGAUUCAGAGGAGGUGAGUUCGCCUUCUUCCAGUAGUGCCUCGGAGAGCUUAACGAAGCAAGAGCUCAGUCCAUUGACAAUUAAGAAAGUUAUGUCUGAAGAGAUAGCAAGAAUUACAUGGCAGCCGAAGUCCAAGGCUCCUUCAAGUAGUUCUGAGGAAAGUGAAGAAUCCUCGAGCAGCAGUGAUGACUGUACUAGCAAGAACAGACGGCAUGCUCAUAUUGAGAGAGCAUCUUUGGGACGAGCUAGGGAACCCAAUGUGUCCAAAGCUGCAUCAACAUUAUGUUUAUCAUCGGAUGCUUCCCCAGAAGACCAUUUUGACUGGAUGGCUUUAGGCCUCCAGGGUCCUUGGCUGCCUCUAGCUUCAGACGAUAAAUCUCUUGGAGCUUCUACAGUGAAAGAUCAGCUACCAUUGCCACUAAAGUUUCCAUCAAUUGCAUCAUAUGUUUCCAUGUUUCAGAAGUUGGUAGGUGAAGAAGUAAAAGCGGUACUUCUUAGUGACUGGGAACGUUUCAAAGCAGAACAGGAUUCGAGUUCUCAGGCUUUGACAGAAUCACAGGAUUCUAGGGCACAGUCAUCAAGAUGGCAAAUGAGAAGCAUGGUUCAGACAAUGGGUGAUCCAUUUCACUAUUUCGAAGCUCAAUGGAUGGAGGGUCCAAAUGUAAAUUUUGAUGUUGGAGAGUUUCUGUGUAUAACCCUACCAGAAACAAAAGAAGUCAAGGCUGUUGCAAUUGUCCAUUAUCAAGGUCGUAAUCAAGCUCCCCUAUUGAGAACACGAGUUCCCUGGGGCUCUUCUUUAGGCAAGUGUGUUCUAUUAAGGCUGUGUAACAUGGUGUCUUUACGCCGCAUGUACCUGGCAGUUUCAACAAUAUCAGAUAUCUUUAGUCCUAUGCAGCAGCAGAUCUUGGAUCCACUUGCAAAUAUCAAGUUCCUGAGACCUCAAACAACGCUUGGGGAUACUGUAGAUGGUGAUACUAGGAUAGAGUUGAGUUUUGAAUUUCUGAGAACUUUCAAUGAUCGCAAGCGUUUGAACACUUCGCAGCUGUUGUCUAUUUCUUGCCUUCUACAUAUGCGGCAGGGUUUUCAACUUGUACAAGGUCCACCUGGAACUGGGAAGACAUCGACUAUUAUUGGGAUGGUAUCAUCGUUACUAAUCGAAGAGCCGAGUGUCAGGAUAUUGGUAUGUGCCCCUUCCAAUGCGGCCCUGGAUGAGGUAGCAGCUCGUCUUGUAAAUCGUAUGUUGGAUAAGUCUGGGGAUUUUUACAGCCCCGUGGAUGGAGCCAUUGUCCGUUUCGGGUCAAAGAGAGUCAUUCACCCUCUUGUGCACUCGAUAUCCCUUGAUACUUUAUGUGCUCGGAUCCCGUCAAGUUCUCAUCGCUCUAAGUCCUGGGUGGAUCUUCUGGAUGGAGCAAGCGUUGUUUGUGCAACUCUGAGUGGUUGCGGGAACACAACUUUUGAUGAAUUGGAAAACAAGUUUGAUGUCAUUAUUGUUGAUGAAGCAGCUCAGGCAGUCGAGGCAGAGGUAGUCAUAGCACUAAAACGGGUCAGAGGCAGGUGUGUGAUGGUGGGCGAUCCGCGACAAUUGCCUGCGACUGUUUUUCAACGACCCAGUGCGGCGUAUGGACGUAGUUUGUUUGAGCGGUUCGAGGAGGGAGGUGUUCCUGUCCUUGUGCUCAAUACCCAGUACCGAAUGCACCCAAGCAUUUGCUUGUAUCCCUCUCGGCAGUUCUAUGGAGGUGCUCUGAAAGACUCAGUUCGGGUCAGCAGCAUGCAGUCCAUUUUCACUGAUGAAGUAUGUGUGGGGGGUAUCAUUAUACGAGGAUGUAGGUUCAAGCUAGGGCACUACUGCUUCAUGGAUGUUGGUUGGGGAACUGAGCGAGAAGAACUUGUAGGGCACUCACGAGCGAACUUUGAAGAAGCACUUGUAGUGUGCAAUGUGGUUGAAAGUGUAGUUAAAGGUUUGAUUUCGGGCCUCAAACCUAAUGUAGGAGUGAUAACGCCUUACAUUGCUCAAAGAGGAGUAAUCGAAGGCCAGCUCGCGAGGCGUGGUAUUGACUCCACUGCUUGUGAAGUUAAUACUGUGGACGGGUUUCAAGGAAGGGAGAAGGAUGUGAUUGUGCUGUCUUGUGUUCGAGCAAUGGCAGAUCGUGGGCUGGGAUUUGUAUCAGAUGAGAGACGAAUGAACGUCGCUUUGACAAGGGCAAAGUAUUCACUUAUCGUUGUUGGGCAUGCGGAGACACUGCAAAAAUGGAGUCCCACAUGGGGUUCACUAAUCGACGACGCUCAGCAGCGUGGUUGCUACCAGGUUCUCACAAACAAGAGAAACCAAGAUACGUCUUCAAGAAACUGGAGGCAAAAUCACCCUCAGAAGGACUUUUGUGGUUCAAUGGAGAUAGACAUUAAAUGCCAGCACUCAAGAAAAAGAGGUUCAAAUUGUACAGAAGAACGGUUGCAGAAGAAGAUGGGCUAUACAAAGCCAAUAGCAAGCUAAUGUAAAGCAGGAUUGUAGUAACGUUGGAUCUUGAAGAGCCUGGGAAAGCAAGAGGUUGAUACCAAUGAUACUGGCAAAGAUAUGGUUAAGCAUCAUGUAUUGCUUGUGACGUGACUAAACAUGUAAGCUAGAAAUUUAAGACGGUGAUGAGUUGUCUUCCCAAAAGAUGUGCAAGACAAUAUUGGAUUUUUAUAACUCUAAUAAAGAUUCAUAUUUUUGUUCACUUCA